UGUGACGUCAUCACUAAGGGACAGAUGCCGCUUCAUUUACGCCUUCAACACGCUGAUCGAAGUGACAGGUUUAAAAGCAUGGAUUUGCUAUACGGGCCGCUGGGUUUCGGUGUGGUUGCAGGCCUGGGCUGCGGCCUCCUCCUCGGCUGGCAGCUGCGGGGCCGUUUGGCCCGGACGUCCAAAAGCGUGAUGGCCGCCAUGGGCAACGGAGGAAAUGAAACAAGUGUGAUGGGAGAAGGAGGAGAGUUCAAGAUGAUCCUGGUGGUUCGAAAUGACCUGAAGAUGGGGAAGGGGAAGGUGGCCGCCCAGUGCGCCCACGCCGCCGUGUCCGCCUACAAGCAGGUCCAACACAGGAACCCCAAGCUGCUCAAACAGUGGGAGUACUGCGGGCAGCCCAAGGUGGUGGUGAAGGCGCCCGACGAGGACACCCUCAUCGACCUGCUGAGCCGAGCCAAGGAGGUGGGGCUUCCUGUCAGCCUGAUCCAGGACGCCGGAAGGACUCAGAUCGCACCGGGAUCACGCACCGUGCUGGGCGUCGGCCCAGGUCCCGCCGAUCUGAUCGACAGCAUCACUGGAGACCUGAAGCUCUAUUAGAGGACCCAGCUGCAUCUGAAGGACUUGAAUCCAAACUCAAGGUUGUUCAAGAAAACAAAGAUGAACUGCUGUGUUUAUAUUUUUGUACAACAGUUCAGGGCUCUGACUGCUAGAAAUCAGCCAGCUGUCGGUGUGUGAUAAAGACGGCAGACUGCAUCAAGCAGUCAGGUGUAAACGCUCCGAAAAUGAAAACAUACAAUGAUUUAAGACUGUUGAUGUCAUUAUCACAGCACAGGAAUGAAUAUAUGGUUAUGGUGAUACAUUUUAGGGAAAGGAAGCUUAAAAGUUAAGAAUGCUCCAUUGUGAUCUCAAGUAACUACUUUGGAUGUCAGAUGUGGAAGAGAAUUUAGCAUGGCUGCAGUCAAGCGGGUGACAUUAAUGGAACAUCAUUGUGAUGAGAUUGGACAUCCUGGAUUUUAUUAUUAAAUCCUCACUUGA
Messenger RNA from Salarias fasciatus (jewelled blenny), 1032 nucleotides. RefSeq names its product peptidyl-tRNA hydrolase 2 (gene ptrh2). The record is from RefSeq and is a predicted model, not a curated record. Gene Ontology annotation, biological process: negative regulation of anoikis; positive regulation of anoikis. NCBI's taxonomy places the organism in Eukaryota, Metazoa, Chordata, Actinopteri, Blenniiformes, Blenniidae. Gene Ontology annotation, cellular component: cytosol. The transcript is spliced from 2 exons. Gene Ontology annotation, molecular function: peptidyl-tRNA hydrolase activity. The coding region runs from base 25 to 594 and encodes 189 amino acids.